UCUUUUUUCGAAUUGCAGCAGAAGAAACUACUCCGACUGCAACGAGUAUACCAACGGAAAUAUCAGCAGAAGAAACUACUCCGACUGCAACGAGUAUACCAACGGAAAUAUCAGCAGAAGAAACUACUCCGACUGCAUCGAGUAUACCAACGGAAAUAUCAGCCGAAGAAACUACUCCGACUGCAACGAGUAUACCAACGGAAAUAUCAGAGGUUCUAGGAUGUAGAGAUAAAGGGGGAAAUGAAGACUGCUCCGAAAAAAAAAGAAAUUGCACAAAUAAGCAGGAUAAGGAAUCGGAGUAUGUUUGUGGUUCUUGUAUUGAUGGAUAUAGAGAAGACCCUGAGACGAAACUAUGUAAAGAGGUUCUGGGAUGUAGAGAUGAAGGGGGAAAAGAAGACUGCACCGAUAAAAAAAGAAGUUGCACAAAUAAGCUGGAGAAAAAAUCGGAGUAUGUUUGCGGUUCUUGUAUUGAUGGAUAUAGAGAAGAUACAGAGACUAAACUAUGCAUUGAGGUUCUAGGAUGUAGAGAUGAAGGGGGAAAUGAAGACUGCUCCGAUAAAAAAAGAAGUUGCACAAAUAAGCUGGAGAAAAAAUCGGAGUACGUUUGCGGUUCUUGUAUUGAUGGUUAUAGAGAAGAUUCAGAGACGAAACUAUGCAUAGUUGUAGAGAUUCUGGGAUGUAGAGAUGAAGGGGGAAAUGAAGACUGUUCCAAUAGAAAAAGAAGUUGCACAAAUAAGCCGGAGAAUAAAUCGGAGUAUGUUUGUGGUUCUUGUAUUGAUGGAUAUAGAGAAGACACUGAGACGAAACUAUGUAAAGAGAUUCUAGGAUGUAGAGAUGAAGGGGGAAAUGAAGACUGCACCAAUAAAAAAAGAAGCUGCACAAAUAAGCCGGAGAAUAAAUCGGAGUAUGUUUGCGGUUCUUGUAUUGAUGGAUAUAGAGAAGAUACAAAGACGAAACUAUGUAAAGAGAUUCUGGGAUGUAGAGAUGAAGGUGGAAAUGAAGACUGCACCGAUAAAAAAAGAAGUUGCACAAAUAAGCCGGAGAAGAAAGCGGAGUAUGUUUGCGGUUCUUGCAUUGAAGGAUUUAGAGAAGAUACAGAGACGAAACUAUGCAUAGAGAUUCUAGGAUGUAGAGAUGAAGGGGGAAAUGAAGAAUGCUCCGAUAGAAAAAGAAGUUGCACAAAUAAGCCAGAGAAAAAAUCGGAGUAUGUUUGCGGUGCUUGUAUUGAGGGAUAUAGAGAAGAUACAGAGUCGAAACUGUGCAAAGCAACAGAAACGUCGUCUACAACCCCUAUUGAUAUGUGUUUAUCAAACCCAUGCAAAAAUGGAGGAAAUUGUACAAUGAAAGAUGGAAACUAUGAAUGCAAAUGCAUUGCUGAUAUAUAUGGAGAUAACUGUGAAAACUGCACUGCAAAAUGCAGUGAUGCAAAAUGUGCAUUUAAAGACUUUUUUUAUUGUAAAUGUGAUGGAAGAAAAUGGUUUAAUACAACAAAUAAAGAAUGUGAAAACAUAGACAAAUGCGUGCAAGAUCUAAUGGAAGGCAGAUGUCGUGGAAAAUAUGAGAUUUGCAAAGGAGGUGAAUGUGGUUGUGAAAAUGAUUAUUUGUACAAUAUCAGCACAGGAUGUCGAGAAAAAUGCACGUGUGACACUGUUACCCAAGAUUGUGUUCAUUCAGACAAUGGCAAAGCUACUUGUAUAUGUAAAGAUAAGCACUAUUUUACGGGAACUAAGUGUGUUAAAGAGGACACUUGUGCGACAAGAACUCCAAAAUGUGAACAGAAAUGUAAUGAAGGAACAUGCUCAUGUGAUGCUCAGCAUUAUGAUGUGAAAGAUGAACAUCGAUGUGUUCUGAAAGAUAAUACCAAUCCGUGCAAAAACAGUGCUAAAUGUUCGCCCGGGCAAUGUCUAAAAGAAGGAGAUGUUGAGAGAUGUAUUUGUCCAGAAAAAACACAUUACUCUUUUAAGGAAAAUUGCACUGACUUGUGUUCUGCAAAUAAAUUGCCUCCUGGUACUUGCCCAAAUGAUGAAUGCAGCCCGCACGAAACGUAUGGAUUUAUUUGCAAUUGUACAGGAAGGUUUAAACAAUCUACUGAUGGAAUCCACUGUGAACUUAAGCAAAUGUGCUCGGAAGGAGGUAAAAGCAAAGAGUGCGCCAAGAUCAAUGCUCAAUGCGUUGAAGCACCAGAUUUCAAUGAAGGUUAUGCGUGUAACUGCGAAGAUGGGUAUGAUAAAGAUGAAAACGGAUUCUGCGUUCACAAAUGUCAAAUUAAAAAGAAUGAAGAGAAUUGCUUGAAAAUGAAUGCCAAGUGUAUAUUAGAUGAUAAGUAUAAUAACAUUUGCAAAUGUCCCCCAUUGUUUGAAGAAGAUACAAAUAAGAAAAAAUGUGUUAAAGCGAAACAUUCCUACACUGGUAAUUUCACCGUCCCUAGAAAAACAUAUGAAAAUCCUAUAAGACGAUACAUAAGAAGACCAAAAAGAUCUAUUAACCAGGUGGACUAUGUUGCAUUGUACAAAGAUUUCAAAAAAUCGCUGAAAAUUGCUUUUGGUAAAGAUUCUGACUUUUUCAUAUUGGGUUGCGAAACUCAUCGAGAAGAUUUCAAAUGUGAGAUUGAAAUGAAAUUUAAAACAAAACCAGAUGAAAAAUUAUUAGAUUCAAUUGCUGAUCCUUCUCUCUGUAUUCCAUUGGGAAACACAGACUAUUGCACAAUAGAAUCAAAUCUAAUCAUGAAAAGGCCAUCUAAAGGAGUGUUAAAAUUAACAGAUCCUUGUGAAGAAAGUGUAAAAAAUCAAAUAUGUGGGCCAACAACAAAUUGCAGAAAAAAAGGAACGAACAAUGAAUUGUUUGAUUGUAUUUGCAAAGACGGCUAUUCUGCUAUUAGUGUUUAUCCAAUAUUUGAAGGAGAAGAGAGCUUACGCGAUCAUUGUGAAGACAUUAAUGAAUGCUUGAAAGCAACGUCUUGCCCAAAGAAUUCACAUUGUUUCAACACACCAGGAAGUUAUAGUUGCUUUUGUAACAAUGGUUUCAGGGAUAAGUCAGAUAAUGUAAAGAAAGAUGGCUGCAUUGGUGUGUGUGAACAUAAACUGUGUGGAGAGCAUGGCAGAUGUCAAGCAGUUGGAAACAAUGGAUAUUUUUGCAGCUGCACAGAUCAUUAUCUUGGCCAAUUCUGUAAUGUUACAAAUCCUGCACUGAAAGAAUUGAAGAAGAGUGGCAUAACUACAACUGCAAUUGUUGGAGGUGUGCUCGGUGCUGUUUUGAUAAUUGUCCUUAUUGCUGGAUUUGUGUAUUUUAGAAGGAAUAAGAAGUUUGUCAAUAAUGAUGAAGAAUACUCAAAACAUAGAGAACGUGCCAUUUAUGCUGAAAGGGCUCGACAAGGUAUUAGACAACAGCGUGACGGCUCUGGUAACCGCAGCAACCAACAUUCCUUAGAGCGAAGAGGAAGUGGCGACUACAGACAGUACCGCAAUGGUGAAUCUCACAUGAUACCACGUGUUCAAACUGGGGCAAGCAGACCUCUUCCAGAUAUGAGCGAUGAUAAUAGAAUGCAUACUAACAAUGAUAGGCGACCUCAAAGAGAACAUUUUUCCGACGAUGAUAGGCGCAGUCAUCGUCCGAAAGGGGCUGAAGCUGCUACACAUCGUUCUCUCAAUCGGUCCUCUGAUCAUUUAGAUGAUGAUGGUAGAAGGGUUAGUGUAGUGCAGUACAAGAACAGAGGAUAUGAAGAGGAUUGAACUAUUAUUUUGAAUUUUUUAACAUAAGGACUAUAAGAAAAUCAGCCUUAUUGUUACAAUGACAUUUUAAAAAAAACGUUUUUCUUUCUACUGAUCGUUUACAUAUAUUGUAUGAAAUUUUAAACGAUGUAGUUGGCUUUAUUGGUUUUGUUAAAAAGUUAUCAUUGUUAAAUUAAAAAUAUGCAUGCUUUUGUAAAUACUUUACUGCUAUGUUGUAGCGAUUAAAUUUUAAACAAUGAUUA
Messenger RNA from Parasteatoda tepidariorum (common house spider), 3970 nucleotides. RefSeq lists its product as uncharacterized. The record is from RefSeq and is a predicted model, not a curated record. Gene Ontology annotation, molecular function: calcium ion binding. NCBI's taxonomy places the organism in Eukaryota, Metazoa, Arthropoda, Arachnida, Araneae, Theridiidae.